CUUUGCAAAUUUCGCUAAGCUUGGGUAAGAUAUAUAAACUAACUAACUAAGUAUUACUGUGGACUACCUCUGUGUGCGCUGUUACUCUGCCCCUUUCUCGUUGUAUAUCGUUUGCCGAAUAGUGACAGUUUUGACUUCGUCUCCACAUGUCUGGGGACUGCUCAAAACUGUUACAAUUGAAACUUGGUGAUUUCUCUUAACCGCAUUGUGUAAUGUACUUGUAAAGAAAUGUCUACAUGGAGUGCUGGCGAUGUUUCUACUGAAGAGAACAAGGAGACUGAUUCUCCACUGAAACGUGUGAACCAUGGAUCAAGUAACUAUUUGGAUGCUCAGGAUUUUAAUGAUCCCAGUUGGAGUUCACACACGUCCUAUGUAACAAUUUCCGAUGGAAGUGACCAGUCAACACCGAAUGCUAAUUCCUCAGCAGAUGAUACAUUCUAUCAGAGUAAUACAUCUUUAAACUCGUAUACAUCUGCAUUUUCACCAGUGUCAUCUACAGUCGAUGGAGGUGGAGAAAAUGAAGAAAUAAUAUCAAAAAAGAAAAAGAAUACAAUCACCUUAGUCUAUGCACCAGAAAAAUCAUCUACCCAAUUGAUGAAUUCACCCUCUCCAGCGUCAUCACCUGUUGUAACACCAACAUCAUCCGGUGUAAAAGAAAUCACAAUUCGUUCAAAUUAUACCCCAUUGAAUGAAAUGGAUUCAUUAUCAAGUACACAAGAGACUACAUUAUCCUCUUCAUAUACGAAUAAUGAAAGCAAUGCUGAAUUAAAUAAUCUAUCGAAUUCUUUAUUUAUGUCCACUGAUAAACAGAAUAAUGAUGACAGUUUACCAGAUAAGAUUUUAGAGUUCAAAGAUCCACCAAUUAAUAAUAAUGAUGAUAAUGAACGUAAAUAUAAUAUUUCAAUCAUUCAACAGUCCGAACCAAGACUUCGACAACAACAACAUCCAGAGGAAUUAUCAUCAACAUCUUUAGAAGGAAUAGACAAUUUGUCGAGUGAACCUUCAGAAAAUAAUGAUCAAAGCAUAAAUUCUUCUAGUAAUAAUAGUAAUAAUCAAAUUAGUAAUGAUAAUAUUGACGCAACUUUGUCAAAUUAUCAAUCUUCAUUAUUUAAACCAAUCAUAUCUUCAGAAUCUGAUGUGAAUCCUAUAAAAAAUGAAGCAUCAACAGUAGAUAACCCUUUUAUUGAUUCAAAAAUAUCGUCUAGUAGUAUUACGGAUGAUCAUAAUAAUCGUCAUGCUGAUGGUGACGAUGAUGAAAUUGUUCAGACUGUUGUCAAUAUUAGUGAUGAAUACCGUGGAACAAUAAAUCGAUUCAAUGAUAAUCAUAUCCCAGCUUAUUUAGAUCGUUGUUCACCAGCACAAAUUGUUGCUGUCACCGGUGGUGCACCAUUUGAUAUUAUACGUAAUAUUGAAGAAGAUUUAGACGAUGAUGAAAUCAAUGCAAAUAAUGUUGAAAUUGUUGAAGUGUUAAAACAGCCGAAUGAUAGUGGAUCAUCAUUUUCACCGAGUAAUACAACUAUUAUUGAUAAUAAUAAUAAUCAUUCAACUUUAUCGACAAGUUCUAGUAGUAAUGUUGUUAGACACCGAGGGCAUAGUUUAGAAACAUCGAAAUCUCAACGACCAGUCACCAUCAAUAUUGAUUUACGAGUUGUCUCUGAGUUAACUCCAAGUACCCCCGAAGAAGUGGACGCUUCAUCAGAACUUGUUUUUAGUAACUUUAUGCUUGAUAGAUAUAUGCUAGAAGUGUCUGCAUCAGCACAAGCAUCAUCAUCGUCAAAACUCAAUAAUUCACUUUCAGCCAAAGCUUCAGCUUCAAUUUCUAUUACAGACACCACUCAGCCGGAUGACCCUGUAAGUCAUCAGUUCCAAUCGUUACCACGUGCUCAACCAAAUAGUGUUGAAGCGAUAGUCGCGCGUAAUUUAGCUGAAAUCGGUGAUGAAAUUAAUCGUAUCUAUGGGCCUAGAUUGGAUAGAAUGAUUAAAAUGCUGCCAAUUGAAGAGUGCCCAUUGGAAAUGUUCUAUAAUGUUGCUCGAGUAUUAUUUACACGUGGUCCAACAAAUUGGGGACAAGUGAUCACAUUGUUCUAUUUUGGUUAUCGUUUAGUUGUACAACGAGUUAAAAAUGGUAUUGCUAAUGCCUUUUAUCAAGUAUGUCGAUGUCUAAUUAAUUUCUGUCGACAUAUUAAUAUAUUUGUUUGGAUUGCACAACAAGGUGGAUGGCGUAUUCUUCAAUUCCUACGUCGUGGCAGAGCAUAUGACGAUGUUGGUGGUGGUGGUGAUGAUACUACUGUGAAUCAUUCGAAUUCAGUAGUCGAUGUUAUUUCGUGUUCUGAAAAUCAACAACAAGAGCUUCAUGAAUCUGUAAAUGAACAACAUUCUCUGCAGCUAUUCAACGAUUCAUCUUUUCUUGUCCCCUUAGUUCUGACAAGUACUGGUUUUGUUGUAAUAGCUGUUGCUCUUUGGAUCUAUUUGCGCCGUCGAUGA
This is a messenger RNA of Trichobilharzia regenti, 2484 nucleotides long. The record is from the annotation of a GenBank genome assembly. NCBI's taxonomy places the organism in Eukaryota, Metazoa, Platyhelminthes, Trematoda, Strigeidida, Schistosomatidae.